GGAUGACCUUGCUCCCCUGGAGCACCACAAGGAGGCGGGCCUUCCCAGCCGUGAGCCCCACAGCUCCCCCUCCAAGCCUGGGUGCGUUGUAAAUGCCUCCUGGAGGCAGGGAGCCCAGGGAGUUGUCACGGGUGUGUGCAUGUGCAGCGUUCCAGGCUCUCCACCCAGCCUGAAGGCCCCAGAAGGAGCAGAUCCCAGCGUCUGCUGCUGUCCAAAGGCAGGGGUCUCCCUCGUGUCGUGUCUUGGUGUGACUGUCACCUGCUGUGGGCCUUGUGAGGCCGGGCUGGUUGGGAGAGAACAUAGGGCAGCGAGGAAGCUGUGUCUUUGCUUCCUGUGAGGGUGUAGUGGCGCUUGGGUUUGCUGGGGCUUGACCUUUCCUGCUGCUGUUGCAUUUGAGGGUUUCUGAGGUGUGCUGGUGGGGCUCUGCGAGUGAGCGUGGGGGGCCACUGGGGUUCCAACAGGCCUGAAGCUGCUUUAUGAGGCGGGGAGGAGCCGAGGCCUGGCCCUGAGCACAGGAGGGCCCUGGGUGUUCCGGGCUGCCUACGAGGGCACAGCAGCCUUCUCCCCAAGGUUCCCUGUCCCUCUGACCCUACCACCUCCACAUGCUCCUGGCCAGUGAGCUUGCAGCCUGGAUCCAGGUACAGGAGGGUUUGGGUCCAAGGGGACUGCCCUGGGCCUGGUCCCCACUUGGAGACAGAGCUGAGGCUGUACACCUGUUGUCUUCAACAAGCUCUGGAGAAGGCCGGUCCCCAUUCCCGGGUGGGAAGUAGGGUUCAGAAGUUCCCGGCGCACUGAGCUCACGGGGCAAGUGAGGGCUGGUGGAUGGGAUGUGGGCCCUGUGCUGGCCCAGCGGCCACCCCAGUGGAGGAGCAGCUGGCCUGGCCAGCACUCUCACCACCAUGGGGCAGGUGCCGUCUGAGGCACGUGGGAGCUGGGCUGUGCCGAUGCACCCCUCCCUGAGCUAGAAUGUCAGCCAGCUGGGGCAGUGGAGAGAGUGGGGCAUCCCUGCACCCUGACGCCACAGAGGGUCAUCUAGUCCCCACCCCACCCUGGGGAUAGGCCUUGCUGUGUCCAUUUACUUAAUUUACAUGUGGGGAAACUUAAUUUACAUUCUGGGGCUAGACUUGUCCAUCCAAUGUGUGUCCAAACCAGAGUCGGACAGGCCCUAGGGAUGUGGGCGUGUGGGCGGACACCCUGGACCUAGAAGGGGUGGGGUGGGGUGAGCCUGCUAUAAGCCUGAAGCAUAAGGCUCACAGCCGAAAGGUCGGCAGAGUGCAGGGACCAUGUCACCCCAAGCCGGCAGAGUCACACCCACACGGACGCCUGAGUGGGUGCUUCUGGGAGGUGGGAAUCUGCUCUUCACUGCACCCGAGCCGCAAACUACACACUUGCUGGGACCUGCCAGGUGCAGGGUGGGUGGGGGGCUGGGUAGCGCACUGACUGAGACAGACCUGACUGGAAACAGCCUGUGGGAUCCUGACGCAUCUGAGGGCGAAAAGAAAACAAAGUGGUGUCUUCCAAAUAGGGAAAGGCUGAGGAAGUAAUUUAUUUCUGAGAUAAGAGUCCUGUGCUAAGUGCUGAGAAGGUGGAGGGAGGAACAGGUGGUUUUGGAGCAGAGGAGCGUCCGGAUCAGAUAGCCGAGGGGCCGUGGAGAUAAAGGACGGAAGAACACUGUGCUCCUAGAAACCUCUGGACCCAGAGUGUUUCCAGCUAACUGAUACCCAUCUGCCGCGGGCCAGUGACUCAGGGGAACGCGUUCCAGGCACUUUGGUCCCUAGGGGCAGGGUCCCUGAGAGGUAGGGGCAGUCCAGUGGGGUACGUGCAGGGAGGCGCCCCUGCCAAAUGCUGGCCUCUGUCCUGCAGGAGGAAGUGCUGGGGUGCCCUGUUUCUGUCUGUCACAGCAAUUUGUGCAUGCACAAGGGGGUGGUGCUCACGCACCUGCGUGGGGAGUGGGCCAGGCACCACUGGACAGAUGCCUCUCCGGACAUUAGAGUUCAGUGUCUGCUCGCCCACGAGCCCACCAGCAGUCUGUCCACUGAGCAGAGUGGGCACAUAGGCAGGGGCUCUUUGUGACACUGCGGUGCGCCGGCCCAGCUGGCUUCCAGGGGGGGACCUCACCUCUCUUGGUUUCCCCCUGCGUCUCUGUGAGUGGAGUGAAGUGACCCAUCCAAGUGUUCCUGUGUGGGACAUGCCCACGGGGGCUCUGCUCACAGCACCCCUCCCCUAACUUCUGCGGACACCUGAGGCACAGGCUUCCCCUUACGAUGCAGGGAUGCAGGUCUGAGCCAGCAGGUCUCGGGCAGGGCCUGGGGCUCUGUGUUCCUCACGACCUUCCUGCCAGGGGAGGCUGAUUGUGCUGGGCUCAAGACCCCUUGAGAGGUGAGCUUUCAUGUCUAUGCACCUAUCCCAUUCUAUAGAUGGGGAAACUGAGGCUCAGAGAAAAGCCAGGCCAGUGGCACCUGGCUGAGGGACAGACUGGGCUGGUGUUGGGAUCUGCGGACCCCACUCUGGAACCCCAGGUGAGAGAGCUCAGGUUGAGUCCUGUCCCAUCCCUUGUCGAGCCUGAUCAUCUGUAACAUACGUGAUGAGGGCUGUCACUUUUUAGCAUAAGUGUGUCCCAUGCAAUGUGUGUGAUCUACAAAAUUAUCCAUUGUCUGAAAUUCAGAUCUAUGUGGCUGACUUUUUUUUUUGAAUUUUUAAAAAAAUUUUAUUUAUGAGAGAUUGAACACAAGCAGGGGAGGGGCAGAGAGAGGGAGACACAGAAUCUGAAGCAGGCUCCAGCUGUCAGCACAGAGCCCAACGUGGGGCUUGAACUCAUGAACCAUGAGAUCGUGACCUGAGUCAAAGUUGGAUGCUUAACCAACUGAGCCAUGCAGGUGCCCUUGACCUUCUUUUCUAAAUUUGGAAGUUCCCUUGCUGGAGCACAGCCUUGUCCAGCAAGCCCUCCUGACUCCCCGCCUGAGCUGGCCACCCUCCUCUGUGUCUCUAGUACGGACUUGGCCGUCCUGCUGUCCACCUUGGGAUGCGAGACCCAGAGGUAGGGGCUCGACUAAGGGACUGUCCUGGUGCCAGAGGCUCCUGACUGUUUACAAUGAAAAGUGAAAGGAAAGGAUGUACCGACUGGGCUGGACUCUGCCCUCUGACACAGCGGGUUGGACGCACCUUGUGUGUCCCCUCCGUGACUCAGGGCGGAGACCAUGGGGCUGCCCCAGCCUGGGGCUGGCUGCCAAGCUGUUGGGUAUCUAUCUAGUGACGUCAGGCCCACCCCCGCCUGCCCUUGCCCAUUCCCUGGGUGGGGGCUGUGGGACCCCUGGCUGGUGACCUGCUUCAGGUCCCUUUGCCGCCCAACUCAGCUCCAGAUUAGAAAGUGCAGGGGCAGUGCCAACAGAGACCACUAUGAAAGGGCUACCGUGAAGUUGCCUAGCCAGCUCCAAGGGCUGGGAAGGACACGAGGAGCCACAUGCUUGUCAAGUAGAGACUAGGCAUCAGGGGUCAGCUUUCCGGGCCUUGUCCCCACUCAGCCCGGGUGCCUGAACUCCAAGCCCUGUUUGGUGGUCUGACUUCUGUGUUCUCAGCCCUGCCCACAUCUUGUCACGUUAACAUCUAACGUCUUCUUUUGCCAGAUCCUGGAGAUGGGCCAGGGGUGCCCAUGGAGGCAGCAGUGAGGGAUGGAUUGUCCUAGCUGCCCGUCCAGGGAGUCCUCAGGAAGGACCUGAGGUCUGUCCAUACGCCUUCCCAGAGCCAGGAUGGCGGAGGCUGGACUGAAGGGCUGGCUGCUAUGGGCCCUGCUCCUGCACUCGGCCCGGGCCGAGCUGUACACACCCAUCCACCGGUCUGGCUACUGCGCCUUCUACGACGAGUGUGGCAAGAACCCAGAGCUGUCCGGAGGCCUGGCUCCCCUGGCCAACGUGUCCUGCCUGUCCAACACACCCGCCCGCCUCCUGGCCGGCGAGCACCUGGCCCUCCUGCGGCGCAUCUGCCCCCGCCUGUAUGCUGGCCCCGACACCACCUACGCUUGCUGCUCCGCCAAGCAGCUGGUGUCCCUGGAGGCGAGCCUGGCGGUCACCAAGGCACUCCUCGCACGCUGCCCCGCCUGCACCGACAACUUCGUGAGCCUGCACUGCCACAACACCUGCAGCCCCAACCAGAGCCUUUUCGUCAACGUGACGCGCGUGGCCUGGCGCGGGGACGGCCGGCCGCCGGCUGUAGUGGCCUACGAGGCCUUCUACCAGAGCAGCUUCGCCAGGCGGACCUACGACUCAUGCAGCCGGGUGCGUGUCCCUGCGGCGGCCACGCUGGCUGUGGGCACCAUGUGUGGUGUUUAUGGCUCCGCCCUCUGCAACGCUCAGCGCUGGCUCAACUUCCAGGGGGACACAGGAAAUGGCCUGGCCCCCCUGGACAUCACCUUCUACCUCUUGGAGCCUGGUCAGACGCCGGGGAGUGGGGUGCAGCUUCUGAACGGGGAGGUGGCACCAUGCAACGAGUCCCAGGCGGACGGCGCAGCCGCCUGCUCCUGCCAAGACUGCGCCGCCUCGUGCCCCGCGAUCGCCCGGCCCCAGGCCCUGGACGCCACCUUCUACAUGGGCCGGAUGGCAGGCGGGCUGGUCCUCGUCAUCACCCUCUGUUCGGCCUUUGCUGUACUUACCGCCUUCCUGGUGGGGCCCCGCCUGGCCUCCUGCUGGGGCAAGGGCAAGAUGCGGGACCCCACGGUGGGCACCAGCCUCUCCGACAAACUGAGCCUGUCCACGCAUAGCCUCCUCAGCCAGUGCUUCCAGGGCUGGGGCACGUGGGUGGCCUCGUGGCCGUUGAGCAUCCUGCUGGUGUCCAUCGCCGUGGUGGUGGCCUUUUCAGGAGGCCUGGCCUUCAUGGAGCUGACCACGGACCCCGUGGAGCUGUGGUCGGCCCCCAGCAGCCAGGCCCGGAGAGAGAAGGAGUUUCAUGACCAGCAUUUCGGCCCCUUCUUGCGGACCAACCAGGUGAUCCUGACGGCACCCACACGGCCUGGCUCCAGCUACAACUCCCUGCUGCUGGGGCCCAAGAACUUCAGUGGGGUUCUGGCCCCCGACAUCCUGCUGGAGGUGCUGGAGCUGCAGGAGACGCUGCGACACCUGCAGGUGUGGUCACCCGAGGAGCAGCGCAAUGUGUCGCUGCAGGACGUGUGCUUCGCGCCCCUCAACCCACACAACACCAGCCUCUCCGACUGUUGCGUCAACAGCCUCUUGCAGUAUUUCCAGAACAAUCGCACGCGCCUGCUGCUCACGGCCAACCAGACGCUGACCGGGCAGACCUCUCAAGUGGACUGGAGGGACCACUUUCUCUACUGUGCUAAUGCCCCUCUCACCUUCAAGGACGGCACAGCUCUAGCCCUGAGCUGCAUGGCUGACUACGGGGGCCCUGUCUUCCCUUUUCUUGCUGUGGGGGGCUACAGAGGGAAAGACUACUCUGAGGCAGAGGCCCUGAUCAUGACCUUCUCCCUUAACAACUACGCCCCUCGGGACUCCCGGCUGGCACAGGCAAAGCUCUGGGAGGGGGCCUUCUUGGAGACGAUGAGAGCUUUCCAGCAGCGGACAGCCGGCAGGUUCCAGGUCACAUUCAUGGCGGAGCGCUCCCUGGAGGACGAGAUCAAUCGCACCACGGCCCAGGACCUGCCGGUCUUCGGGGUCAGCUACAUUGUCAUCUUCCUGUACAUCUCCCUGGCCCUGGGCAGCUACUCCAGCUGGCGCCGGGUGGCGGUGGAUGCCAAGGCCACGCUGGGCCUGGGCGGUGUGGCCGUGGUGCUGGGAGCAGUCACGGCAGCCAUGGGCUUCUUCUCGUACCUGGGCGUCCCCUCCUCCCUGGUGAUCCUGCAGGUGGUGCCUUUCUUGGUGCUGGCCGUGGGUGCUGACAACAUCUUUAUCCUAGUGCUUGAGUACCAGAGGCUGCCGCGGAGGCCUGGAGAGCGGCGAGAGGACCACAUCGGCCGCGCACUGGGCAGGGUGGCCCCCAGCAUGCUGCUCUGCAGCCUGUCUGAGGCCAUCUGCUUCUUUCUCGGGGCCCUGACCCCCAUGCCAGCAGUGAGGACCUUCGCCCUGACCUCCGGCUUGGCUGUCAUCCUGGACUUUCUGCUGCAGGUGUCAGCCUUCGUGGCCCUGCUGUCCCUGGACAGUAGGCGGCAGGAGGCCUCCAGGAUGGAUGUGUGCUGCUGUGCUGGCGCUCGGGAGCUGCCCCCCCCGGGCCAAAGUGAGGGGCUCUUGCUGCGAUUCUUCCGCAAGGUCUACGUCCCACUCCUGCUGCACCGGGUCACACGUGUGGUUGUGCUGCUGCUGUUCACGGGCCUGUUUGGAGCCGGGCUGUACCUCAUGUGCCGGGCCAGUGUGGGGCUGGAUCAGGAGCUGGCCCUUCCCAAGGACUCCUACCUGCUCGACUAUUUCCUCUUUCUGAACCGCUACUUUGAGGUGGGGGCUCCAGUCUACUUCGUCACCACUGGAGGCUACAACUUCUCCAGCGAGGCGGGAAUGAAUGCCAUUUGCUCGAGCGCAGGAUGCGACAGCUUCUCCUUAACCCAGAAGAUACAGUUCGCCACUGAGUUCCCUGACGAGUCUUACCUGGCCAUCCCUGCCUCUUCCUGGGUGGAUGACUUCAUUGACUGGCUGACCCCGUCCUCUUGCUGCCGCCUGUAUGCCUUUGGUGCCAACAAAGACAAAUUCUGCCCCUCGACCGUUAACUCCCUGGCCUGCUUGAAGAGCUGUGUGAACUUCACUCUGGGCCCCGUCCGGCCAUCAGUGGACCAGUUCCACAAAUACCUGCCCUGGUUCCUGGAGGACCCACCCAACAUCAAGUGUCCCAAAGGUGGACUGGCAGCGUAUAGCACCUCCGUGGAUUUGGGACCUGGUAACCAAGUUUUAGCCUCGAGGUUCAUGGCCUACCACAAGCCGCUGCGGAACUCACAGGAUUACACGGAGGCCCUACGGGCGGCACGAGCACUGGCGGCCAACAUCACCGCCCACCUGCGGCAGGUGCCGGGCACCGACCCGGCCUUCGAGGUCUUCCCCUACACGAUCACCAACGUGUUCUACGAGCAGUACCUGACGGUGGUCCCCGAAGGCCUCUUCAUGCUUGCCAUGUGCCUGUUGCCCACGUUCGCCGUCUGCUGCCUGCUGCUGGGCAUGGACCUGCGCUCCGGCCUCCUCAACCUGUUCUCCAUCGUCAUGAUCCUCGUGGACACCGUGGGCUUCAUGGCCCUGUGGGGCAUCAGCUACAACGCCGUGUCCCUCAUCAACCUGGUCACGGCGGUGGGCAUCUCCGUGGAGUUUGUGUCCCACAUCACCCGCGCCUUUGCCAUCAGCACCCGGCUCACCCGGCUGGAGAGGGCCAAGGAGGCCACGAUCUUCAUGGGCAGCGCGGUGUUCGCGGGCGUGGCCAUGACCAACCUGCCGGGGAUCCUCGUCCUGGGCCUGGCCAAGGCGCAGCUCAUCCAGAUCUUCUUCUUCCGCCUCAACCUCCUCAUCACCCUGCUGGGCCUGUUGCACGGCCUGGUCUUCCUGCCAGUCGUCCUCAGCUUCGUGGGGCCCGAUGUCAAUGUGGCUCUAGUGCUGGAGCAGAAGAUGGAGGAGGCCGCCAGGGCCAGGGUGGCCUCCUGCCCGACCCACCAGGCCCCGACAUCCACAGCCAGCAGCACCUACAUCAACCAUGGCUUUGAACAUCCUGCCAAGAGCAUGGGUGGUGCUGUCGGUUCUCUGUCCCGCGGUGGGCAGGAGUUCUGA
Messenger RNA from Prionailurus viverrinus (fishing cat), 7742 nucleotides. RefSeq names its product NPC1 like intracellular cholesterol transporter 1 (gene NPC1L1). The transcript has 20 exons. The record is from RefSeq and is a predicted model, not a curated record. The coding region runs from base 3747 to 7742 and encodes 1331 amino acids. Gene Ontology annotation, molecular function: lipid carrier activity. Lineage: Eukaryota; Metazoa; Chordata; Mammalia; Carnivora; Felidae. Gene Ontology annotation, cellular component: membrane.